AUGCUCGCCCUGAGGAAGUUUGUCCAAGCUGUUGUCUUGCUUUUCUCUGAUGAAUACCUCCGCGCUCCCAUUGCAGAAGAUACUGCUCGACUAUUGGCCAUUGGCGAGCAAAGAGGGUUCCCCGGGAUGCUGUUGAGCGUCGACUGCAUGCAUUGGGUUUGGAAGAACUAUCCGAAAGCGUGGCAUGGCGCAUAUACCGAUCAUAUGUGCAAACCGUCCAUAGUUUUGGAGGCGGUUGCAUCUUUUGAUCUAUGGAUAUGGCAUGCUUUCUUUGGAAUGCUUGGUAGUCUGAACGAUAUAAAUAUUUUGCACCGCUCUAACAUUUUCAGUAGGCUCACCGAUGGGACUGCGCCCACAGUGUCAUAUAAAGUUAAUGGUAACAUGUAUGACAUGGGGUACUACAUAGGGGACGGAAUUUACCCCGAAUGGGCGACCAUAGUGAAGCCAAUUUUAGCACCAAGAGGGAACAAGAGCGUGCAUUUCUACACCAUGCAAGCAGCAGUCUGGAAAGAUGUGGAAUGCGCAUUUGGUGUCCUGCAGUCGAGGUUCGCCAUAAUUCGCGAACCAGCAAGAGUUUGGGAUCAAAGCACGGUGCACAACAUUAUGACUGCAUGUGUCAUAAUGCACAAUAUGAUCAUUGAGGACGAAAAGGGUAGCACCGAUGUGGAGGAGGUGUAUGACUAUAUGGGCGAGAAAGCGACAGUGCAUCAAGAUCUAGACCAAGCAAUCCUCCAGUACAUCGAAGUCACUGAAGCCAUCAGGAACCGAGCAUUGCACCACCAAUUGCGUGAUGACCUGGUGGAGCACUUAUGGAGUCUUCAUGGAGCACAGUAG
Messenger RNA from Phragmites australis (common reed), 834 nucleotides. RefSeq lists its product as uncharacterized. The coding region runs from base 1 to 834 and encodes 277 amino acids. The record is from RefSeq and is a predicted model, not a curated record. The transcript has a single exon. Lineage: Eukaryota; Viridiplantae; Streptophyta; Magnoliopsida; Poales; Poaceae.